AUGUGGGUGUGCUACAGUUGGUCUACUGGUGUCUUCAACACAAUGGAAAAGGCUGGGGCUCACUUGAAAGGUGGAGCAAAGUGGGUCAUUAUCUCUGCCCCUUCUGCUGAUACAAUCCAUGCCAUUACUGCUACCCAGAAGAUAGUAGGUGGCCCCUCUGGCAAGUUGUGGCAUGACAGGUGUGGUGCUGCCCAAAACAUCAUCACUGCUUCCACUGAUGCUGUUAAGGUUAUAGGCAAGGUCAUACCCGAGCUGAAUGGGAAGCUCACAGGCCUGGCCUUCCAUGUUCCUACUCUCAUUGCCUCUGUUGUGGAUCUGAUCUGCCACCUGGAGAAACCUGCCGACUAUGAUGAUAUCAAGAAAGUGGUGAAGCAAGCAUCAGAGGGACCCUUGAAAGGCAUUUUGGGUUACACAGAGGACCAGGUUGUAUCCUGUGACUUUAACAGUGACACCUGCUCUUCUUCCUUUGAUGCUGGCACUGGUUUUGCCCUUAACGACCAUGUUGUCAAGCUCAUUUUCUUGUAUGACAACAAGUAG
Messenger RNA from Vombatus ursinus (common wombat), 537 nucleotides. Its product is annotated as glyceraldehyde-3-phosphate dehydrogenase-like. Lineage: Eukaryota; Metazoa; Chordata; Mammalia; Diprotodontia; Vombatidae. Gene Ontology annotation, molecular function: oxidoreductase activity, acting on the aldehyde or oxo group of donors, NAD or NADP as acceptor. The record is from RefSeq and is a predicted model, not a curated record.